Messenger RNA from Cladophialophora bantiana CBS 173.52, 2232 nucleotides. RefSeq lists its product as uncharacterized. The record is from RefSeq and is a predicted model, not a curated record. Gene Ontology annotation, biological process: regulation of transcription by RNA polymerase II; DNA-templated transcription. The transcript is spliced from 2 exons. Gene Ontology annotation, cellular component: nucleus. Lineage: Eukaryota; Fungi; Ascomycota; Eurotiomycetes; Chaetothyriales; Herpotrichiellaceae. Gene Ontology annotation, molecular function: RNA polymerase II cis-regulatory region sequence-specific DNA binding; zinc ion binding; DNA-binding transcription activator activity, RNA polymerase II-specific. The coding region runs from base 1 to 2232 and encodes 743 amino acids.
AUGGGUCCAAAACGCCGUCGCCUGGCACUCUCCUGCGUGGCCUGUAGGCGGAGGAAGGUGAAGUGCGACAGGACCUAUCCGACCUGCGUUCGCUGUCAGAAGGGAGGUGUGAGUUGUGACUAUGUCUCUUAUACCAAGCAGGACAAUGCCCUCCCUACUCCAUCCGAGGAGAGUCCACAGCUUCAUAGGGAAGCUUCAGCUACGUCUUGGACUGAACAUGUCGACGUUUGGCACGCCCGGUCAAAGGAGCACGAGAGUGCCCGAGCCAACGAGGAUAGUCAACCACCCAGCACCUCUCAACCUCGCACUCAAACAAAGUCUUUACGAGAGCUUCAGGACCGAAUACACGAACUGGAGACUCAUGUCAGGGCGGCGGGGACCCGCCCCAUCCCCUCAGCAGUGUAUCUCGGUCUCGGUCACGGCACCGGUCCAGGGGUAUGCACCGGCAAGAGUGCCCUACACGACCACGAACGAGCCUUGCUCCGUGGCAAAGGCUUCAAAACGCAAUAUUUCGGUCCAAGUCAUGGAGCUAAUUUGCUUCUUCAAUUCGAGGAACUUUCUCGCUUUGUCAAGGAUAUCCUGCAGCGACUGCCGACACUCGAAAAAUCGAGAAACAUCUGGAAACAACAACGCCGAGAUCUCAACACCGGCCUGAUUCUUCCAGAGUUCGAUACCUUGAUAUCAUUGGUCCCGGAACAGAACCGCGCAGACGCUCUAGUGCAAGAAUAUUUCGAGACCCUGGAGACAACGUACCGUGUUCUGCAUGCCCCGACGUUCUUUCGCAAAUACAAGGAGUUUUGGGCAUCCUCCAGAGACUCUUCACCGGAUUUUCUUGUGCAACUCCUUCUGGUGUGCGCCAGCACGAACUGCUCCGUGGCGGGCGGCCCCUCAGGAUUCGUCGGCCGGAGCACUGUCGGCCGUGAUACAGCAGUCAAAUGGAUCGAAGUUUGUGAGAGUUGGCUAGAUCUGCAAAGCCAGAAGCACAUGACGUUGGAGGUUUUUCAGGUCCGCGUCCUUCUGGUAAUUGCCAAGAAGUUAAACUGUGUCAAGGUCAAGCGAGAGUGGACUGUUUCAGGGCACCUGCUACGAGAAGCCAUGUCGUCUGGCCUGCAUCGAGAGCCAACCUUCUUGAGCAACACCAUCUCUGUCUUCGAUCAAGAGAUGCGCAGGAGGCUUUGGUUCACGAUACUCGAACUUGAUAUUCAAAACAGUAUCGAUCGCGGUAUGGGAGCGAGCGUCGGACCAUUUGAUUGGGACACUUUACCGCCGCUGAACCUCCAUGAUGAAGACUUUGACGAAUCGAGCGAAAAAAUGCCUGCCGCCAGGCCAAUGACGGAAUUCACUCGUACAUCAUUCCUCUGCCUCGCCCAUCAACAUUUAACACUCCGUCUGGAGAUACUAUCCAGGAUCAACAGCAUUCGUGUCUGCCUUGAAAGUGAUGCUGCCAUCGAGCUAGAUCAAAAGAUCCGGCAGACCUUGGACAACCUCCCGAAAUGGUCGAAUCACGCUGCAAAUGCUAUAUCGGAACCUCUCUCGGAGCUCCUGCUUUAUGAGAUUCUAUUGCUAAUUCACCAGUCGUUCGCCACACAGCCGGACGCGCAGGCACGACACUUCUACUCGCGAGCAGCUCGGCGGAAUGCAGCACUGUCGACCAUGAGGAUAUUUACUGAGUUGCGGCCGGGCAGUAGGAAGACCUACAUUAAUCUUCGGCAUGAUUUGUUCCGAGCUUGCCUAGCAACUUGCCAUGAUCUCGUCGGCCCGGUACGUUCGAAAGAGGACUUGUUGCAGGAUCGGAACUUUGCUGUGAAUUUGAUCGAGCAGGGUGUCAAUCUGAUGGAGGAACGGAUUAAAAGUAUCGGGCAAGGAUUCCAUACAUACUGGCUCACUUGCAGCGCGCUCGGGCUGCUGCGUUCAAAACUAUCCCCAGGGUCACCAGCAGACAGGUUUGCACAGGAGACAGCUGACCGGGUCGCCAAUCUCCAGGGCUACAUGAUGUCGCACCAGAUUCCACCUGUUGGCAGCAGCAACGGCGUGGAAGACGUGACGAUGAGCACAGCCAACACACUGGUGGGAAUGAGUGCUCACCCUACAUCAAGUCAGCCUCUACCAGAGCUGGAUCCGUUUGUGACGACGACCGCAGACCCAUUCAACACCUUUCCGGAGACAUUGUUUGACUUUGAUAUUACAGAUCUCUGGAACAUGGGAGGGAUCGGUGGGGGCACGCACUAUUGA